UCUGUGCGAUAUAAAUACUGUAUCAUAUUCAUAUCCGUGUGUCAAAUUUCUUUCCUUCCUUAUCGGUGUCACUUUGUGAAGAUCACAAUGGGGCGCCGUCCAGCUAGAUGUUAUCGCUACUGUAAAAACAAGCCUUACCCGAAAUCGCGGUUUUGCCGUGGUGUCCCCGAUCCGAAAAUUCGUAUAUUCGACUUGGGUAAGAAGAAAGCUGCAGUUGAUGAUUUUCCCUUAUGUGUGCAUCUGGUCUCCGAUGAAUACGAACAGCUGAGUUCGGAAGCUUUGGAAGCAGGUCGUAUUUGCUGCAACAAGUACCUCGUGAAGAACUGUGGUAAAGAUCAGUUCCACAUUCGCAUAAGGCUGCACCCCUUCCACGUUAUCCGCAUUAACAAAAUGUUGUCGUGCGCUGGAGCCGAUAGGCUUCAGACGGGGAUGCGUGGUGCUUUCGGCAAACCGCAAGGUACGGUAGCGCGCGUUCACAUCGGACAGCCCAUCAUGUCGGUGCGUUCCAGCGACAGAUGGAAGGCGCAGGUCAUCGAGGCUCUGCGUCGUGCCAAGUUCAAGUUCCCUGGUCGUCAGAAGAUCUAUGUCUCCAAGAGAUGGGGCUUCACGAAAUACGACCGCGACGAAUUUGAGAAGCUGCGUGAAGAAGGGCGCCUCGCCAACGACGGUUGCAACGUCAGGUACCGCCCAGAGCACGGCCCUCUCGAUUCGUGGAGAAAAGUUCAAACUGAGAUACAUAACAUGUAAAAUCUGUGUAUUGAACAUUAAUAAAUAAUCAUAUUUUA
Messenger RNA from Melitaea cinxia (Glanville fritillary), 785 nucleotides. RefSeq names its product 60S ribosomal protein L10 (gene RpL10). Gene Ontology annotation, cellular component: ribosome; cytosolic large ribosomal subunit. Gene Ontology annotation, molecular function: structural constituent of ribosome. The transcript is spliced from 5 exons. The coding region runs from base 88 to 747 and encodes 219 amino acids. The record is from RefSeq and is a predicted model, not a curated record. Gene Ontology annotation, biological process: ribosomal large subunit assembly; translation. NCBI's taxonomy places the organism in Eukaryota, Metazoa, Arthropoda, Insecta, Lepidoptera, Nymphalidae.